Trametes versicolor FP-101664 SS1 is the source of this 3048-nucleotide messenger RNA. RefSeq lists its product as uncharacterized. Gene Ontology annotation, biological process: copper ion import; iron ion transport; intracellular iron ion homeostasis. Lineage: Eukaryota; Fungi; Basidiomycota; Agaricomycetes; Polyporales; Polyporaceae. Bases 1 to 3048 code for a protein of 1015 amino acids. Gene Ontology annotation, molecular function: ferric-chelate reductase activity. The record is from RefSeq and is a predicted model, not a curated record. Gene Ontology annotation, cellular component: plasma membrane. The transcript is spliced from 4 exons.
AUGGCUGCUGCGACCGCGACCGCUUCAUCACGGCCUGCUUACCCCGCCUCGCCCGCCUACACUAAUGACCUCGAGUUCGUGACAGCCUACCUCACUGUCCAUGUCCUGAGCGAUGCUAGUCGCAUAUACUCCUACAUCUUCUGGGUCGCCCUCGUCGCCGUCCUACUCGGCUUCUCCAUUCUGCACCACCUCCACCUUCGAGGCACCUACUUUGGCGCUCUCUGGAGCAAGUGGGCUAUUCGUCGCCGGACAUGGAGGAAGAAACAUAGCUUAGCCGUUGCGAGAGCGAAUGGUCAACCGCACAGGCAGCCCUUCUCUCUCCCGGCGAACGCACAAAUCUUCACGCUCGGCGUCAUAGUCGUUGCGACGUUGCUUGUCACUUUCCUUGGCCCCGACUACCUCGCGCCGGGUUCUACGCUAUGGACGCUGCAGGACUACCCCUCCGCUACCACCUCGCUCGCUAAGCGGUAUGAAAUGUCCGACUACUACAAGUACAUGCCACAGUACACCAUUCCGAAGGCCUGGUGGACCACCGGGAAUCGCACCGGACUCAUCGCAUUCACUCUCUUCCCCCUGUGCAUCCUCUUCGCCCUCAAGUCGCCUCCAUUCGCCAUCUUCUCCCUCCCUUUCCUCGUCCAGCUCUACUGCGACAAGCUGCUCUGGCUUCACAAAUGGACGGCGCGUCUCAUCUUCCUGUUGACUCUUCUCCAUGUCGCCUUCUGGAGUGUGCAGCUGUGCAUAGAGCGUCGGGCAAGCACGGGCAAGAUGGCAUACACGUACGCCUGGGGCUACGAGAAGUUCCUGUUUGCCUGGACAGCGUUUGGCUGCAUGUGCCUGCUCUUUGCGCUGUCUAUAUCUCCUCUCAGGCGGGCCCACUAUGAGGCCUUCUACUUCCUCCAUGUCCUGCUCGUUCCCCUUACGCUCAUCAUGUCGGCGCUCCACCAUCCGCCGGUCUGGUGGUGGUGCUGGGCAGCCUUGGGACUCUGGUUUGGCGAGCGUACCUGGCGCUUCACUUGGUGGUUGUACACGAACGGGUACCUGGGCAGCGCCGCGCCUUCCCCGUCCAACAAGCUGCGCAAGACGUCUUCACGCGUCCGAGGUAACGAUCAGAAGGUCGAGGCACCGUACCCUCCCAAGCUUGGCAAGACUUCGCUGCCCAGAAAUCCGGCGUCCGGGUCGACCGUGGGGCUCACGCAUUAUCCCCCGUCCUCGUCGCUGGAACUCACUCCUGGAAUGGGUCUAUCGCUGCCGACAGACUACAUCCCCCCUCCUGGCUUCGCGCACGCCGAGCUCCUCCCUGGGCACACCGUGCGUCUGCGCAUCGUCACCCCCGGCUACCUAUCUUGGACUCCCGGACAACACUUCCUGAUAUCCGCCCCCUCCAUCUCUCGAUUCACCACCCAUCCGUUCACGGCGGCGUCAAUCUGUGAUGAGCAGAACGCGCAGGCCGACGGCAGGGUGCUCGUCUUCCUUAUCCGUGCGAAAAACGGAUGGACGAAGGAUCUCUGGGACACGGUUGCAAUCAUGACCGGACGCAAUCAGCAGUUCCGGAGGGACGAGGGCCUUCCACGCUGCGAGAUGCCCAGGCGCGGCGUGCUGCUGCGCGCCUGUGUGGACGGGCCGUAUGGGUCGUCUGCGCGGGCUCACUGGAACGAGUAUUCCAGCGUUCUUAUCGUCGCGGGAGGGUCGGGCGUGAGUUAUGCGCUCUCGGUUCUGCAGUACAUCUGUCUGUGCUUGGCCGGAAGGGACGGGCGGUUCCUUGGAGGCAAGAAGGGCGGGUUUGGGCAACCCGGAUUCAAGACUACUCGGGUGCGGUUUGUAUGGCUAGUUCGAGAAUUCGGACACGUUCAGUGGUGCGCGUCCGUGCUGCGACGAUGCAUGGAUAUCGUGCCGACGUCCGAGCUCCAAAUCGACAUUUUCGUGACGAACGUGAAGCCCGUCCCCCCACCCAAGCGAGCUCCAGCGCCCACCCGAAUAUCCUUCGUUCCGCCGCCGAAACCGACGGAGAAGAACGUGGAGCUGGAGCCUCCCCACCCCGUCUUCGUCCAGGAAGCAAGCCCCCGUUCGUCCAUCUCAUCGGAAGACAGCGGAGAAGACACCGACGUCGACCUGAGCUACUACACUGGCGGUUACGAGGAGGAAGGCGAGCUCGGCCACGAAGAGCACAUCCUUGACUUGACGAACUUCGAGGGCGACAAUGACACUGCGCUACCUGGGGAGGCCCAGUUCAACCUCUCGGUCAAGCAGGAGGGGAGGGCGCGUCGGCGGAAUACACGCAGGAUGACGAUGGCGGUCAUGGCGAAGCACGAGCUGAUCUACAAGGCCACAGAGCUCCAGUUCGACAGCCCCGGACAGUCCUCCUCACAGCUCGUGCGCGCGUCCCUACCCCCUAUCAACACAGACGCGAGCAGUAACUCACGGCGGCCGAACCUCGACAUCAACGUUACCGACGCCCCUCCCAGCCCUCGCGGGCCCCUCACACCGAUAACAGCGACACCUCUGACAGCCACACCAAAUAGCGCGCAUCCACUCAUCGACCCGUUCCGCGACACGGGACUGUCCUCGCCACGACACUCGCGCAACCUCUCCGCUCUCGGCUACGGCGCCGGCGCGAGCACCCCGGCGUCGCGGCGGGUGUCGCAGGCGCUCUCAGAGCAGUCUGUCGACACGCCGAUCACACCCGCGUCGCGCUUCGGGUCGCGGUCACGACUCAGCGUUUGGACGGACACGGACAGCUUCGCGGCGCUCGUGCCCAGUGGCGACGUAGAGGCCGUGCGCGAGCAGCUGCGUCUGGACCUCGAUGACACGGAGGUCGACGACGUCGGUAUCGUCGCCGAGCGCGCGCGCCCGGGCAAGCCGAAGCUCGACCGCAUCCUGGCAGACGAGGUCGAGCGCGCAAAGGGCGCGGUAGCCGUCGCGUGUUGCGGCCCCACGUCGCUGGACGCGAUGAUUCGCAAGGUUAUUGCGGCGCAGAUCAACCCGGGGCGCAUUAGGCGCGGCGAUAUGCGCGGCUCGAUCACGCUCUUCUCGGAGGAGUUCUCGUACUGA